ACAGACGAGGUCGCCAAGUAUGCACAGCUAUAGAUUCGGAGUCGUGGACUAUACCGUGUUCAUGGGUAUGACGAUAAUAUCCAUUGUCACAGGAUUGUAUUUCGGAUGGAUUAAAAAGACCAAGAAGAAUGCAGAACCUACCCCACCACCCGUUGAUUCACCCGAAAACGCCAUGCCGUCUUUUGGAUCAAAAAAGAUGAACGAGUAUUUUAUGGGUUCGCGCAAUCUGAAAGUAGUGCCUGUGGGGAUGAGUUUGAUAGCCAGUUUUAUUGCCGGCAUUGCAAUACUUGGAACACCUUCGGAGAUUUACUAUUAUGGCACUCAAUAUAGUCUUAUUAUCGUAGCCAUUGUUUUUCAAGGACUUGCCGUAGCCUAUAUUUAUUUGCCAGUGUUUUCGGCUCUUCAAGUUAGCUCGUCCUAUGAGUACUUGGAGAUGCGUUUUCACUCGAUUAUACGAAGUAUAGCUUCUAUAUUGUUCGUUACUGAAGUGAUGCUAUACAUGCCUUUUGUAAUCUUCGUUCCGGCCUUAGCUCUUAGUCAGGUUUCUGGCAUUAAUAUUUAUCUAAUAGAAGUUGUGACUAUUGUAGUGGUCGUUAUCUAUACUUUAUUGGGCGGUCUAAAAGCGGUGGUUCAUACAGAUAUCUGGCAAGUGGUGAUCAUGUUUCUUUCUGUUCUGGUUGUGGCUAUACUUGCAACCUUUUAUAUCACCGACUUAGAUGACCUCUUUGUGGAAUUGAAGCAAGGAGGGCGUCUUACAUUUGGCAACAUUAAUCCCUCGCCAUAUAUUCGUAACACCGUGUGGAGUGUCAUAAUUGGUGGUAUUUUCUACUGGAGCUCACUGAAUGCGGUGAAUCAGUCGAUGGUCCAUCGUUAUAUGUCUUUGCCCACUUUAAAAAUGGCUCGAGCUUCCAUCGCUUUCUUCGUCAUUGGAUCUGUAAUUUUUUAUUCGGUUCUGUGCUUCUUGGGAGUGCUAAUCUUUCAUAUGUACAAGGACUGCGAUCCAUUGAGCGCAGGAUAUAUUAAGAAUAACGAUCAGCUGGUGCCCCUCUUUGUGGUUCAAAGUGUCGGUCAUAUCUAUGGAAUUCCAGGACUUUUUAUAGCCGGUAUUUUUGGAGCAGGCCUAAGUUCCCUUUCUGUACUCUUAAACUCCACUUCCCUGGUGCUUCUUCAGGAUAUAGUCCGUGGUUGUUUCAAAAUGCAACCAGGCGAAAAGGCAUCCACGAUUUUCGUGAAGUCUAGUAUUGUUGUUAUGGGUGCCAUAGCUUUUGCUUUGGUAUUCGUUAUCGAAAAGGUGAGUGGCGUCCUGAGUAUCUGCAUGUCCUUAGUGGCCAUUGCAACAAGUUCUACUUUUGGAAUCUUCACCCUGGGAAUGCUGGUUCCCUGGGCAAAUACAGUGGGCACCCUAGUGGGUGGAAUCACCGGUUUCCUCUUGACCGGAUGGAUAACCUUUGGCUCGCAAAUUGCUGCGGCAUCGGGACAACUGAAUUCUCAGAUACUUCCGGUGUCCGUCGAAGGUUGUGUGGGUAAUGUAACUCUCCCCGAGAAAGUGUGGGUGGACGAGGAGGAAGUGUUUCCACUGUACCGUCUUUCAUUCCACUGGAUAAACCCCAUUGGUGUGCUUACAGUGGUCGUUGUGGGUUCUCUGGUCUCUCUGGUUACCAAACCCACUGAUAUCAAGACUUUGGAUUCGAAGUUGAUAUCUCCAGUCAUUCACAGGUAA
Molecule: messenger RNA, 1720 nt
Organism: Drosophila takahashii
Lineage: Eukaryota; Metazoa; Arthropoda; Insecta; Diptera; Drosophilidae
Product: sodium-coupled monocarboxylate transporter 1-like
Biological process (GO): transmembrane transport; sodium ion transport
Cellular component (GO): membrane
Molecular function (GO): symporter activity
Source: RefSeq, a predicted model, not a curated record